CACACACACACACCUCCCCCUCCCCCUCCUGUCAGCUCGUCUCGCGUUGAUAAUCCGCCUCUCUCUCUCUUUCUGUCUCGCGGACAUCAUGGCGGAAAUCAAAACGGGAAUUUUCGCUAAAAACGUUCAGAAACGACUGAACCGUGCGCAAGAGAAGGUGUUGCAGAAACUGGGCAAAGCAGAUGAGACCAAAGAUGAACAGUUUGAACAAGUUGUCAUCAACUUCAGGAGACAGGAGUCUGAAGGUUCUAGGUUGCAGAGAGAGAUGAAGGCCUACAUGUCUGCCAUUAAAGGGAUGCAACAGGCUUCCAUCAACUUGACACAGUCUCUACAUGAAGUCUAUGAGCCAGACUGGCACGGAAAAGAUGAUGUCAUGAUCAUCGGGAAGGACUGUGAUGCAUUGUGGGAAGACUUCCAUAACAAGCUGGUGGACUCCACACUUCUGAACCUGGACGAGUACCUGCAACAGUUUCCCGACCUCAAAACACGUGUGUCCAAAAGAAGUCGGAAACUCAUUGACUAUGACAGUGCUCGUCAUCACGUUGAAACACUGCAGAUGUCAGGAAUGAAGAAUGACCGCAAGAUGAUGAAGGCAGAAGACGAGUUAAAAAAGGCUCAGAGAGUUUUUGAUGAGCUGAAUGUUGGUCUGCAGAAUGAAUUGCCAACUCUCUGGGAUGGCCGGGUCGGCUUCUAUAUCAGCACCUUUAAGAGUGUGACAAAUCUGGAGGCCAAAUUUCACCGUGAAAUCUCUCUGGUUUGUCGGCAGCUGUAUGAAGUGAUGACCCAACUGGCUGAGCAGCACUCUGACAAAAUGUUCACCAUCCAAGGAGCACCAAGUGAUUCAGGACCACUGCGACUCGCCAGAACCCCGUCACCACCAGAAGAUGAGAGUCCACCUGAGAGUCCAGAUGUGAGCUCCAAUCAUAUGCUCCGCCCCGUCUCACCUGGACCACCACGGCCCAAAUCCCCUACACAGCUUAAAAAGGGACCACCGGUGCCUCCACCACCCAAGGUCACACCUACCAAGGAGGUGGCAGAGGAGCAGAUUAUCGACCUGUUUGGAGGAGAAUUUUUACCUGCACCUUCACCAUCUCAGCCCAAUGAACGACCUGGAGAAUCUCUUCUUGACUUGGACUUUGAUGCUUUUCAGGCAGAUGAAAGUGUUUCACCGAUACCACAGACUGCCGUUCCCUGGGAUAUGUGGUCGGCAAAUGCCCAAACCGCUCAGCCGCAGGCUGCAGAUGCCAGCUUUGUUGCAGACUGGUCCGCUGACUUUGGUUCAAUGCCAGCAAAUGGAGAUGCUCUCCCAGGAGCCGAUGCCCCUGCUGCCUCAGGAGCCGAGGCCUCUGCUGCCUCAGGAGCCAACGCCCCUGCUGCCUCAGGAGCUGACGCCCCUGCUGCCUCAGGAGCCGACGCCCCUGCUGCCUCAGGAGCCGACGCCCCUGCUGCCUCAGGAGCCGACGCCCCUGCUGUAGGGCCAGAGGGGGUACAGGGUGGGGCUCAGGGCUGGCACCAGGCCGACAGCUCACAGUUGGGUGGAGACGCAACUACACCUCCUCACGAUAGUGAGGCAGCCACUGCAGCUGGAGAUGAGGCGACUGAUGCAUUUAAUGGAUUUUCACAGGAUGCCACUCCCCCAUCAUUUUUUGCUGAUUUUGAUAAGAUGAACGAAGUUAAGGCCGAAUCUGCUGAGGCUCCUAAAGCCUCAGAGACAGAAACUGUUGAGGAACAAGAGAAGCCUCCAGCUCCCCCUGUUGGUGAGGUUGCAUCUCCACCUGCUGGAGGAGAUGCAGAGAAACAUCCGGCUUCCCCUGAGGGAGGAGAGGUGGAGCAACCUGAAGCUUCUCCUGCUUGCGAAGAAGAUGCAGCAGAAUCUUCUGGCAGCACGAAGGAGGAGCAGUCUGCUAUUUCUCCUGCUGAGGAAACCGCAUCUCCAGUGGAAGCAGCUCCAUCGGAAAAGAUGCCAAUCCCCUCGGUGGUGAUUGAGCCUGCCUCCAGUAACGAAGGGGAUGAUGACCGUGACGCUGACAUAAUUUCUCCUACCACCAUCAGUGACAAUGAUGUGAUAGCUGAGAACCAGAGCAUGAAACACAUCAGUCCGUCUGGUGGUGUGUCGGGACUCCCUGAUGACUUUCUUUACAAGGUGGAGACGAUGCAUGACUUUGAAGCUGCGAAUUCAGAUGAACUAGAACUGAAGAGAGGUGAUGUGGUUUUGGUGGUUCCCACAGCUUCAGUAGAGGAUCAGGAUGCCGGCUGGCUCACAGGGGUGAAAGAAAGUGACUGGUUAGCAUGUGGGGUUGGUGCUCAUAAAGGACUCUUCCCAGAAAACUUUACCCAACGUCUGGAGUAAGAAGCCUCUUCAGCUGGUGGAAAAAUGAGUAGAAGCUUCAGACAUCAGUGUCCAAGCUGUGCAGUCAACAUGUAGCCACCCACUGAAAAACACCUUAUAACCUGCUGCAGUCUUCCUGCAGGACAACAAAAGGCUUUCUCUGGUAGUUUAAACUCAACUGAAACUGAAAGUGUUGGUAAUAAAAUAGUAGUAUUCCCAGCAUAACUGAAAAUUAAUAAGCAUGAUGUGAUAGUGUGGUAUACCCUCUUCAGGAAUUGUUUUGUUGUCUCUGAAAGAAAAAAUAAUUAUAAUUUAUUGGGAAUGUUGCAAUCUCUACAUGUCUACUCCUACAAAAAGAUGAAAAAACGUCGUAGAAGUGAAAAAAACAAAAAACAAAAAAACUAUACCUUCCUUGCAACACAUUUGUUGUACAGAUUUUGUUGCUAUGCUGUGGAAUAUACCAGAAUUUGUAGUGCUGUGAUCUUUUUAAAUGUGCUCUGUGUCACAUGAAACUCUUGGGUUUGUUUAUUUUAUUCAGACACAUCAUUACGGUUAUCCUAGAUUCACUGUUUGUGUAUUUCUGUAAAAUCAUGGUUGAGUAUGUGUGUGUGUGUGAGGUGAUAAUUGCUUUUGCAGAUGGUGACGAUGAUUUUACUGAUGAUGUGUGUUGUGUGUUUGCCAAACGAAUACUGAUAUGUAGUAAGUAAGCGCUGGUAAUUAAACCAGUGUACAUCCAGCAUGAAAAAGUAUUCCCCACAUGAAAAAAAUAAAGAAAUGCCCACUCUGAAAUAUCAUUGUAUAGCUGUAUGUCAUAUGUUUUAUGAAAAUUAUAUUUGCAAGAAACAUAGCUGAUCAGGAGAUAUUCCAGUAUAUCCAGCAAGUUAUUCACCAGAGUACAUCACAGGGGAAGUUAUUGGCAGAUGUAAUAUGCAAUCUAUGUUGUCUGUACAUUCCAGGUCUCUAUAUUUCAGCAGUUUUGUGGAGCGACACAUACGAUGUCACUGUCUUUGAUAGUGAAGUCAAACAGUUAAUGUAGACUUUUGUGAUGUACAUACCAUAAAGAUUAUGUCAAGAACAAUAAAGAAGGAUUCAUAAAUUG
Messenger RNA from Acanthopagrus latus (yellowfin seabream), 3428 nucleotides. It is a transcript of the gene amph, whose product is annotated as amphiphysin. Gene Ontology annotation, biological process: synaptic vesicle endocytosis. Gene Ontology annotation, cellular component: cytoplasm; synaptic vesicle; plasma membrane. The coding region runs from base 89 to 2350 and encodes 753 amino acids. The transcript has 22 exons. Gene Ontology annotation, molecular function: protein binding; phospholipid binding. Lineage: Eukaryota; Metazoa; Chordata; Actinopteri; Spariformes; Sparidae. The record is from RefSeq and is a predicted model, not a curated record.